Molecule: messenger RNA, 759 nt
Organism: Danio rerio (zebrafish)
Lineage: Eukaryota; Metazoa; Chordata; Actinopteri; Cypriniformes; Danionidae
Source: RefSeq, a predicted model, not a curated record
GAAAUGAAGGCAACAAUCGCUUUUUUUGUUGUUUUAAAUCUCCUUGGACUCAACACCAGUUUCAGAACACACUUUUUUGUGACGGAACAAAUGACCUGGAUAGAUGCACAGACGUACUGCAGAAAACACCACAGUGACCUGUCCACCAUGACCAAAGAAGAAGCACAGCUGCUCUCCAGUAAUACAGAUGCUACAUAUUCAUUUAGCUGGAUUGGGCUUUAUGAAGAUCCAGACCGUGCAGAUGAAUGGAUAUGGUCUGGAGGUCAGGUGGAAGAAGUGGACAACUGGGAUACAGACCAACCAGACGAUAGCUCUGAGAAUUGUAUUUCGCUAAAACAAUCUACUUCUAAGCUACACGAUACUCUUUGCUCUGAUAUGCUGUCUUUUUAUUGUAUGGAUGCCGUCGAGUCAGUUUUGGUGAGUCAGAAUAAGGCGUGGAAUGAAGCCCUGGACUAUUGCAGACAGCAUUACAUUGACCUGGUGAGUUUAAGCUCAGAGAUGAUUGAGGCAGAGGUUAUAAAUGUCACAGGAAAAUCCCAAACAGAUUUUGUGUGGACUGGUCUGCGCUUCAUGGCUGGUCAUUGGUUUUGGGUCAGUGGUGAAGAUCUUCAAUAUAAAGCCUGGUCUGUGGAGGGGGAACCCAAGUGUCCUGCUGGAAAUCUGCGCUGCGGAGCUCUGGAUAGAAAUAAGAAGGUUUGGAAAGCCAUAGACUGUGAAAAGAGACUUAAUUUUGUCUGCAUCAAGAAGCCCUACAAGUGA